AUUGUAUAUAUAUUUAUUGUGUAUAUAUAUACUAUAAACGAUAGAAAUUUAGGUUAUGUUAUCAAACAUGACUGAAAAGCAAAAGGUAUUAAUUUGUGGAGAUGUGGAAGGACAUUUUAAAUUUUUAUUCAACAAGAUUGAUGCUAUCAAUAAGAAAAGCGGACCUUUCGACUUUUUGUUGUGUGUGGGAAAUUUUUUUGGCGAAGACAACACGGAACUUGAAGACUAUAAAAGUGGUAUGAAAAGCAUACCAGUUCCAACUUAUAUUAUUGGCGCUAACGAGGGAGUUGAUUUAAAUAAUUAUCCAGAUGUUAAUGGUUGUGAAAUUUGUCACAAUCUUACUUAUCUUGGAAGACGUGGAUUAUAUACCGCUAGUUCUGGACUUAAAAUAGCUUAUAUCAGCGGUACAGAAAAUAACUCGUUGGGAAUAAAACCUACUUGCUUCAAUGAAAAUGAUGUAAUGUCAAUUAAGCAAGCUUGUUUAAAAGGUCAACCUAGUUUUCGUGGAAUUGAUAUAUUAAUGACUUCACCCUGGCCUGCUUAUAUCACAAAUUUAGAUCCUAAUAAACCAGACUUGAAAUAUCAGGGUUCAAAAUUAAUUGCAUGGUUGACUGCCCAAGUAAAACCAAGAUACCAUGUAUCGGCAUUAGAGGGCAUAUAUUAUGAAAGACCUCCAUAUAGGAAUCAAAGUCUGGAAGAAGGAAAUACUGAAAUUGCAACAAGAUUUAUAGCACUUGCUCCUGUAGCAAACAGUCAGAAAAAGAAAUGGUUAUAUGCAUUGAAUCUGACUCCUGUUGACCGGACGCGUUUAUCCGAGUUAAUUAUGAAAACUACAGAUGAAACAGAUAUUCCAUAUCCCAAAUCAAUGCUAUUAAGUGGACCAUCUCUACAAAAAUCAGAACAACCAAAGCGUACACAAUAUUUUUAUGAUAUGGAAUCUCAAGAUUCAAUCUCAAGAACUACUAAAAGAUCUGGAUCUUAUGGAGGUUCUAAUAAAAGAUUAAAACGAGAAUUUGAUCAAACAAAGUGCUGGUUUUGCUUAUCCAGUCCUGAAGUUUCAAAGCAUUUAGUAAUAUCAGUUGGGAUAGAGGUAUAUGUUGCACUUGCUAGAGGUGGAUUGGUUGAUAAUCAUUUCUUAAUUCUACCAAUAACACAUCAUCAAAGCCUUUCUAUUCUACCAAAAGAAGUAAAAGAUGAAAUUGAACGAUAUAAAGACGCUAUAACCAAUUAUUAUGCCACUAUGGACAAAGUACCUGUAUUCUUUGAACGUAAUUUCAAAACAUCUCAUUGCCAAUUACAAGUUGUACCUGUUCAUAAAAAUCAAGUAGAAGCUUUGAAAGAAGCGUUUGAGGAAAUGGCACGAUGUAAUAAUUUUAAAAUAGCAAAAUUACCUCCACACACCGAUCUACAGCAAAUUGCACAACCAGGUGUUCUAUAUUUUUAUGCAGAGUUGCCAGAUGGACAAAAAUUAUAUCAUAGGAUAAAGAAAGACUUCCCACUCCAGUUUGGUAGGGAGGUAUUAGCUUCGGACAGAAUAUUAGAUCUUGAUGAUCGAGUUGAUUGGAAAGAUUGUCAAUUGAGUCAAGAGGAAGAAAUUGAGUUAGCAAACCGAAUUAGAAGAGAUUUUCAACCAUUUGAUUUGGAUAUUUAAAGAUGUACAAAAGUUCAAGAUAUUAAUACUUUAAUUAAUAGAUAUAUAUAUAUAUAUUUAUAUAUACAUACUAAAUAUAUAUAUAUAUAUAUAUAUGUACAUAUAUAUGUAUAUCAUGGUUUCUGAAAAAUAUAUAGAGAUAUUAAUUGAUAGAUUGUCAAUUGAGUCAAGAGGAAGAAAUUGAGUUAGCAAACCGAAUUAGAAGAGAUUUUCAACCAUUUGAUUUGGAUAUUUAAAGAUGUACAAAAGUUCAAGAUAUUAAUACUUUAAUUAAUAGAUAUAUAUAU
Messenger RNA from Bombus pascuorum, 1938 nucleotides. Its product is annotated as CWF19-like protein 1. NCBI's taxonomy places the organism in Eukaryota, Metazoa, Arthropoda, Insecta, Hymenoptera, Apidae. Gene Ontology annotation, cellular component: post-mRNA release spliceosomal complex. Gene Ontology annotation, molecular function: RNA lariat debranching enzyme activator activity. The transcript is spliced from 2 exons. Gene Ontology annotation, biological process: mRNA splicing, via spliceosome. The record is from RefSeq and is a predicted model, not a curated record. The coding region runs from base 56 to 1651 and encodes 531 amino acids.